AUCAACUUUUAGAAGAUGUCGUGUAUUGACUAUUGACGUGGAGUAACUUCAGUUUUAUAGAUACUAAUUUUGCAGUAAUUAUGUAUUCUCUUAAAAUACGCGAUAAAAAAGAAGAAGAAGACGGUGGAAGCAGUAAUCUGUUCAACAAUUUAGAGAAAACUACAGUUUUACAAGAGGCAAGGACUUUCAAUGACACUCCUUUAAAUCCCAGAAAAUGUGCUCACAUUUUGACAAAAGUCAUUUAUUUAUUGAACCAGGGUGAUUGGGGUCAGGGUGAACAGCUGGGCACUGUUGAAGCCACUGAAACCUUUUUUGCUAUGACUAAGCUUUUCCAGUCAAAUGAUCCCAUUCUACGUAGAUUAGUUUACUUGUGCAUAAAAGAGCUGGCUGAAAUUGCUGAAGAUGUCAUCAUUGUUACUAGCAGCUUGACUAAAGACAUGACAGGAAAGGAGGAUCAGUAUAGACCAGCUGCUAUCAGAGCAUUGUGUACCAUUACUGAUGGUGGAAUGCUGCAAGCAAUUGAAAGGUAUAUGAAGCAAGCUAUUGUGGAUAAAAAUAGCUCAGUUUCUAGUGCAGCUCUAGUAUCAUCAUUGCACUUAAUGAAAUCAAGCCCAGAUGUUGUCAAAAGAUGGGUUAAUGAAGCUCAAGAAGCUGUGAAUUCUGAUAAUGUUAUGGUUCAAUAUCAUGCACUUGGACUAUUAUACCAGAUUCGAAAAAUGGAUAAGCUUGCAAUAUCAAAACUUCUUACCAAAUAUACAAGAACGGCAUUGAAAUCUCCUUAUGCUGUUUGUUUACUGAUAAGAAUAGCUAGCAAAUUAAUAGAAGAUGAUGAUGCUGGACCAGAAAAUCCUCAUUUCGAUUUCAUUGAAAGUUGCCUGCGACAUAAAAGUGAAAUGGUUAUUUAUGAGGCCGCCCAUGCUAUAGUUAACAUGAAAUCGACUACGCCUCGGGAACUGGCUCCGGCUGUAUCUGUGUUGCAGUUGUUUUGUGCAUCUCCUAAACCUACAUUGAGGUUUGCAGCUGUGAAAACCCUUAACAAAGUUGCUAUGACUCAUCCAGCUGCAGUUACUGCUUGUAAUAUAGAUCUUGAAAAUUUAAUAACAGACUCAAAUCGCAAUAUUGCUACUUUAGCUAUUACUACACUUUUGAAAACCGGAAGUGAAAGUAGCGUUGAUCGCUUGAUGAAGCAGAUAACCUCCUUUAUGUCUGAAAUUUCUGAUGAAUUUAAAGUCGUUGUAGUGCAAUCAAUUAGGUCAUUAUGUCAAAAGUUUCCUCGAAAACACAAUGUGAUGAUGAAUUUUCUCUCCAGUAUUUUGAGGGAUGAAGGUGGAUUUGAGUAUAAAAAAGCGAUUGUUGACACGAUUAUUAAUGUCAUUGAAGACAGUCCUGAAGGAAAAGAAGCAGGAUUGGCUCAUCUAUGUGAAUUUAUUGAAGAUUGUGAGCAUACUUCAUUAGGUGUAAAAGUAUUAUAUUUAUUAGGGAAGGAAGGCCCUAAAACUUCUCAGCCUUGCAAAUAUAUAAGAUAUAUAUACAAUAGAUUGAUUCUGGAGAAUGCUCCAGUGCGGGCUGCUGCUGUGAGUGCUUUAUCCAAGUUUGGAGCCCAUUGUGAAGAGCUUCUUCCCAAUGUUACUGUUCUUCUUCAAAGAAGCCUGUUAGAUACUGAUGAUGAAGUACGAGAUAGAGCAACUUAUUAUUUAAAUAUCCUAAAUGAGAAACAGAAAGGUGUCUACUCGCAAUACAUUCUAAAUGGGUUGCAAGUCUCCAUUGUUGGUCUUGAAAAAGCUCUUCAUCAGUAUACACUUGAACCAUCAGAAGCACCUUUUGAUAUUAAGAGUGUGCCUCUCGCUACACAACCAUUAACUGAAGAAAAGAAAGCAGAUGUACCUGUCAUCGGGAAAGGAAAAGAAAAAGUUGCUGCCUCUCGUCAAGAUAUAUUUGCUGAACAAAUAUCAUCUGUUCCUGAAUUAGCUGCAUUAAACUUAGGUCCACUUUUCAAAUCAUCACUUCCUAUUGAGUUAACCGAAUCUGAAACAGAAUUUGUUGUUAGAUGUAUAAAACAUACAUUUUCUAACCAUAUUGUACUUCAGUUUGAUUGCACAAAUACGCUGUCCGAUCAAGUAUUGGAAAAUGUGUAUGUGCAAGUCGAGCCAAGUGAGGGUUUUGACGUUGUGUGUUAUGCUCCUUGUUCAAAAUUGCAAUAUAGCGUACCUGGUACCACUUAUGCAUGCAUCACUCUUCCUUCAGAUCCAUUGAUUGUUGUAGGAACAUUUGGCAACACUUUAAAAUACCUUGUAAAAGAUUGUGAUCCUAAUAGUGGCGAGCCAGACGAUGAUGAAGGUUAUGAGGAUGAGUAUGUGCUGGAAGACUUGGACAUUUUAUUAAGUGACCACAUUCAAAAAAUUUUGAAACCAAAUUUCAGUGCUGCAUGGGAAGAAGUAACUGCCAAAAAUGAACUUGAAGACACCUAUGCAUUCAAUCUGAAAACUUUAGAAGACGCUGUAAAGAACAUAAUGCACUUCUUGGGAAUGCAGCCCUGUGAGCGAUCUGACAAAGUGCCAGAAAACAAGAGCUCUCACAUUCUUUUUCUGUCCGGAGUGUAUCGUGGUGGUCACACGGUUCUCGUUAGGGCAAAGCUAGCCAUGAGGGCAGACACAGAGGGUGUCACGAUGAACAUUGCAGUUCGAAGUACUGACCCCAAUGUCAGCGAAAUAGUUGCAUCUGCCAUAGGAUAAUUGUGGUUUCCAUCACUAAGUGUACAUUUUUGUAAUUGAAGCCGACAAGUGAAAUGUCUGGACUGUAUGUCUAUUGAAAUGAUUCACAUCACAUAUUUUAUAUCUUCCUGCUUCUCCCCAACCCGAAAAUCUUUUUUUGUUUGUUUGGUUUUUUUUCAAUCCGAAAUAACUUCGUCUUUCUUUCUGAGUUAAUUUCAAUUUGUAUAGUAAUUUAUCUCUUGCAUAAAGUUGAGUACUUAACGAAACUCCGCCAUUUUAUUUAAAAACUUCUACAGAAAGAAUUUCGAAAUUUUUGAAUGGGUUUCUAAUUUUAUUUGUAUUGAGAAAACUAAUACCUACAGCAUAUGUACUUAAAUUAUGCUUUUCACAGUUGUAAAAAGAUUUCAUAUUGUGAUAUUUUAUGAAUAAAAGAUUUAAACGGAAAUAACUUAAAUCACUUCACAUUUUUCUCACAUUUACCGACUAUCUUUGUUUAAAUAUUAUGAACACAUGUGUAUAUGCUGAAGAAAAAAAGUUAUCUGUUCGAAAUCUUCUGUAUAAUGGAAAAUGCAAUUAAACAUUGUUCAAAGCUUUUACUUUGAAUUUCAACUCACUAGUCAUAAUGAGUUUGUAAAUAAAAUGAUAGAGUUUCGUUGUGUGAGGUUUCCAUUAGAUGUGCUGAGUCAAGUAUUUUUAAUCUUCGAAAGAUUUCCUCUAUUCUUCAAACACUGUUUUGUGUUACAGAUCAUAUUAAAAAUAUUUAUAAUCUCAGUUUUAAAUUCUGCUCCAAUGCCAUUUUUAAAUAUUUUCUGCUUGUGAUGUUCUAAACUUUUGUUUGUAUUUUGUUAUGAGGUGUAUUUGGAAAAGAAAUUGAACAACUUUGUGUUUAUUAAUUUUGUUUAUAUUUUCAGAUUAUGUAUUUAGAUUAUAGACUUUGAAAUGUUGAAAAUGGUUAUUUUAUGCACUUUUUUACAUCUAGCUGAAUGAGUCAAUUUGAAUGUUAUUCAUCAGCUGUAAGAUUUUAUUGUAUCAUCUUUCCUUUUUUUUUUUUUUUUCCUCCCAACAGCAUUUAUAAAUAAAUUAUUUUUGAACUUCUGCCAUUAGUUGCAGGAAAAUCUAAUUUCUUGAAAGAAAUCUGUAUAUUUUAUUCCAUAUCUGUCAUCAUUUUGUUCCAUUAUUGUAUUAAUAAAAACACUAGCUAUUUUCACUU
Molecule: messenger RNA, 3921 nt
Organism: Uloborus diversus
Lineage: Eukaryota; Metazoa; Arthropoda; Arachnida; Araneae; Uloboridae
Gene: gammaCOP
Product: coatomer subunit gamma-2-like
Exons: 23
Coding region: 81-2732 (883 amino acids)
Biological process (GO): intracellular protein transport; endoplasmic reticulum to Golgi vesicle-mediated transport; organelle transport along microtubule
Cellular component (GO): Golgi membrane; COPI vesicle coat; endoplasmic reticulum-Golgi intermediate compartment
Molecular function (GO): structural molecule activity
Source: RefSeq, a predicted model, not a curated record